AUGGCGUUGCCGGGUAUUUCGGCCCCUGGUCCUCAGGAGGCCGAGUCGCAUGUGCUGCAACAGUACGAAAAGAUCAUUCGCUUUCGCGAUGAAAUUCUCGCUGGUCAACAUGCCACUAUCAAAGUCCCUGGCCAUCUGCGGAAGGCUGCGUUAUCGCUGUCCACCGAUGCUUCACAUGGAUUGAAUUCAGGAAAGUUGUCCGGUCAAGCCAACGAGGCAUUUGCCUCGAAUGCGCAGCCCGUUGUAGGAAGUUCCUCGAUUGCCACGGCCGACGCGGCACGACCCGCCGAGUGUGGCCUAGUAUCCCUUUCAAAAUCUGACCAAUUGCUGCGCGCUGAGCUGCAACUACAAAGGAAGCGAAUAGAGCAAGAGCUACAAGAAGAUGCGGAGAGAAAUGGCAAAGGAAAGCUUGGCCUUGGUACACAAAAUGACAUUGACGCGUCGGCUAUUCUCGCCGACGCCUUGAUUCUAGUGCCAGAGUCGCGUCUUUCUGCUCAGAAGGAGGAUGGAGUCGACAGUGGCAACGGGCCAGAAAAUGACUCUUUUGAUGAUAAUACGUUCUACUCGUCGCAGCACGAUACACCCGAGUUCGAGCCCGCACCGCCAAUUCCAGCCAAGUCUGCGGCUCCCGCGCACCCAACUCCCACGAAGAUACUCGCAGCAAACACGAUACCGGCCAAGACCCAAGACGCGCGACGUAGUGUGAACGGGCCGCGCCAGCUUCGCACUUAUGACGAGUUCACUGAGCCUUCUACUGCGAAGGAGCAGCCGAGUACUGUGCCAGGUUUGAAUAAUUACACUGACAAUUCAGUUACGAAUCUGAGCAAGCCCAAUACUAUUGCGUCAUCUGCAACUGUAUCUGUUGUCGGACAGACUGCGCCGACUCAGCCAUCCUCGUAUAUCGAUCUUCACCCUCCUUCGCCACUACUUCGGAUCAAUGGGCAAGUGACGCCCGUCUACCCAUCCACCAGCUACCCAGUCCAGCCAACGCAAAUCAGCGAGAUUCCCGGAUUGUAUACAAGUACGCAGAAUCCUGCUCUGAGCACCGGAGCCCCCGCUCAAGUGGCGGUGCUCCGAAGUGAGCCAGGUUCACGGACGAGCCCAGACAGCUCGUCACACGGUGGACAGAGUAAACGAAAAAAUAAGAGAAAGAAGAGAAAGUCGGACAAACAGGCAUUGGAAAGCCAGCAGUCUACUGAAAGCAAGACACCGCAUAUCAAAGCCGAACCCCGGUCUCCUUCACCACUUGCCGGCCCGUCAUACAUCCGACCCAACAAACGGCAACGGCAGGGCAAGGCUCAGAAGCAGAAUUCAGCCCUUGAUGACUCUUCAUAUGACCCUGCUAUGCCUGCCGUGCCCAUCGAUCCCAACGAGCCUUACUCACAAGCUCACAAUCGUCAAGAAAGGGCACCGGCCGAUAAUGAUGGAAGCGGCAUGUAUCUUGCUACUGCAGCAGCGAUGUCAAGCACCACAAGAACCCCAAGGGAAUAUGUGACUGAGCGUGUAAUCACUGACGAUGGUUACAGAAGAGAGCAUGUUCCACAGGUACUGCCUUACGAAUAUUCAUCUCGCGGGUCGCACAUAAGUAGGCCGGUCCACUCUGAUGUGUAUCAGGAUGGUGUGCUUCCCUACAGAAACUCUUCUCAGCCCACUCGCUACAGUGUUCAUCCUGAGGGCGAUGCUUUUCAUGAGUCUACAAGACCACAGCCCGCUAGGAUUCUGGUUGACGCCUACGGUCGCGAGUAUAUUGAGCCCGUAAGACAGAUGAUGCGCCAUUCUAUAGCGCCGCCACCUUUGACAGGCGAUCCGGACAGGCUAUAUGAGCGAGCCCCGACGCAGUCUCUCGCACGUUACCAGGUGUCAGGCGCUGUUGAAGAGCGAGGAUACAUGUUUGCGCAACCUUCUUCUCCAUACGCUCCCCCAAGGCGUAUUCUGACACAACCCGAGUAUGUCGCCUAUGAGAAUAGAGAAGGUCGAUAUCGGGAGUACUCCGCACGACCGCUAGCUGCACCGGGAGAAUAUGUUCCUGUUCGGACACAGGAGCACAGAAUCUAUGCGGAAGGAGGGCGAGAGUAUAUCGGCAGGGCAUCGAGUAUGCACGCUAUGGAGCAAACGCGGAUUGGUAGUGGCUUAGGGCCUUACGGGCAUGCCUCGAGCGUGCGGCCGGAAGCGUCUGGAGUGGUGUACGGUAUCGAGCGCAGCGUACAACCCACUGCAAUCAAGGGUUACGGGACGUGGACUGGAAAUCAGGGCAUGAUGGAGCGAGACGGAGGCAGUAGCUUGUUUCCGGCCGCGACAUCGAGCGAGGCAGUGAACUCUCGUGCCGUGGCAGGUCAAGACUCGUUGUACGGGCGCGGAAACUUGCAAGACGGCUUCCGGUAA
This is a messenger RNA of Beauveria bassiana ARSEF 2860, 2382 nucleotides long. RefSeq lists its product as uncharacterized. NCBI's taxonomy places the organism in Eukaryota, Fungi, Ascomycota, Sordariomycetes, Hypocreales, Cordycipitaceae. The coding region runs from base 1 to 2382 and encodes 793 amino acids. The record is from RefSeq and is a predicted model, not a curated record. The transcript has a single exon.